This is a messenger RNA of Racocetra fulgida, 334 nucleotides long. NCBI's taxonomy places the organism in Eukaryota, Fungi, Glomeromycota, Glomeromycetes, Diversisporales, Gigasporaceae. The record is from the annotation of a GenBank genome assembly.
AUGGAUAUUGUAGAUCAGCAUGUUGAAAAUGAUAUUAUGUUAAAUAAUGAAGAAAUUGAAACCAUAAUUUUUAAUUUAUCAGAUGAGAGUUCAUAUAUAGCUGAGACUAUCUGGGCUAUAUCAAGGUAUAUACAAGCCAUUGAUGAACCUAUUGUCACAGAAAAAAUACUUAAUGAUGAAGGAAUAAUUUCUAUGAUUCAAGCUAAGGAAAAUAAUAUAUCAACUAGACAAACAAUUAAGGAAGAUGACAAAGACAAGGCAUCUGAACUACUAGUAAUAGUUGCUAAAGUAUAUAGUGCACUGCAAACUAUUGUUUGCUAUGAAGAGCAAAAAA